This is a messenger RNA of Metopolophium dirhodum (rose-grain aphid), 2344 nucleotides long. Its product is annotated as scoloptoxin SSD14-like. Gene Ontology annotation, biological process: glutathione catabolic process. Gene Ontology annotation, cellular component: plasma membrane. The record is from RefSeq and is a predicted model, not a curated record. The transcript is spliced from 11 exons. Gene Ontology annotation, molecular function: glutathione gamma-glutamate hydrolase. Lineage: Eukaryota; Metazoa; Arthropoda; Insecta; Hemiptera; Aphididae. Bases 462 to 2216 code for a protein of 584 amino acids.
UUUGACUAAAUCAUUUGGUUUUGUAAAACGACUAGUGUGUUCAUUUAACAUAGUAACUUAGAUCAUGGUACAAGAUAGGAUUUUAAUCGACAAAUAAGCGGCAUCGAAUAUUAAAUUGGUAUCGUUUAAUGAUUAACGCGAAUCGUUUAUAAAUUAUAAGAAAAUAUUGUUUUCGUAUGUUAUAUUUAAAUGUAGUUAUAAAUAUUAAAAUAGGUAGUGAAAAUACACAAUGUUAUAAUAAUAGUGUCCACUGAUAAAGUAAAUUGUUCAAAUAUAUAUACCUAGGUAUAUAAUAUAUUUACGAUUAUUUGGAAACUACCUACUACCUGGUUAUUUUAUCUUUUUCAGAUGAAAAUCGUAAUAUUUUGGUUAUGAAUUAAACUAUAUUAGUUUAGUACAUCCAUUAUUCAAAAUACAAUUUACAUAUUGUACAUUCUACAUUACUACAUAUAUUUACCAGAAUGUAUUUUAGAAUUAAAUCAAUCAAAUUGUUUCUUAUAGAAAGCGUGGUGGUGUUUUGUAUUAUAGUGAUACUUUCAUAUCGUUACUUAACUUUGAUAGAUGUAUCCAUUAUUGAUCCAAUGACUCGGUUGCCACUGUCUGCCAUACCAAUGGGUCAGUAUAAUAAUGCGGCUGUCGUUUCUAACGGUGAACCAUGUGCAAAAAUCGGAACUGACAUAUUGAAAAGCGGUGGAAAUUCAGUAGACGCAGCAAUAGGUACAUUGUUAUGUGACAGUGUUGUAUGUCCGGAUUUAACGGGCAUCGGUGGAGGUUUCCUAAUGACUAUAUACAACAGAACUACAAACACAUCGUUAUUUAUAAAUGCUCGAGAAACUGCUCCAGCUACCGCCAAGUACACUAUGUAUGACAAAGAUCCGUCGAAAUCGUUAACCGGAGCUUUGGCGGUCGCGGUCCCCGGUAUGAUCCGAGGCAUUUGGGUAUCAUACAAUUUGUACGGAGGAGGAGUUAGUUGGGCUUCUCUGAUCAAACCAACAAUACAACUAUGUGAAGAAGGAAUAGUUGUGAGUAAACGUUUAGGAGCCAAUAUUAACGCAGCAAGGAAUCUUAUUUUAAAAACAGGAUUGAAGAAUUAUUUUUUCAACAAUAAAACGGGAGAUUUAAUGAAGCCAGGUGAUAUUUAUACAAUGCCAAUACUGGGUCAAACUCUACGAGUUAUAGCAAACGAGGGUGCAAAUGCUAUAUACGCUGGAUCGCUAACGCAAAAAUUGGCUGAUGAUAUACAGACUGCAGGGGGAAUUAUAACACAAAAAGACUUCACCGAUUACUCUGUUCUUGUAGAAGAAAGUUUUGAAAUAAGUCUCAAAAAUGGUUACAAACUCUAUUCGGGUUUACCAUCCGGCUCCGGUAUUAUAUUAGCGUAUAUUCUUCGAACGUUAGACGGACAAUUACCUACAUCCAAUGCCGAUUUGGACGCUGUGAGAUUGGUAGAAGCUUUCAAAUUUGCAUAUGGUGAAAGAACUCAUUUGGGCGACCAUAUGUUUGUAGACACAUCUGAAAUAUUAAAAAAAGUCACGUCGGAUAUGUACAUGAAUAGCGUACAGAACAACAUGUCUGAUGAAUACACAUCGACAGAUCCUAAAUUCUACGGAGCCGAUUUCAGUUGGACCGAAGACCACGGAACAGAAAACAUAGCUGUUUUGGAUUCAUUUGGAAACGCGGUUGCGGUAACGAGUACUAUAAACACGGCAUUCGGUAGCGGUUUUCUAUCAGAAAGUACUGGAAUUAUUUUUAAUAAUGAAAUGAACGACUUCUCUACUCCAGGCUCUACUAAUAUCUACGGGUUUCCACCGUCAAUUUCCAACCUUAUACAACCUUUUAAACGACCAAUGUCUUCUAUGUGUCCUACGGUAAUAACCGAUUACAAAGGUGACGUAGUUUUGGUCAUAGGAGGCGCUGGAGGAUCGAAAAUCCCACUCGCUACUGCAUACGUAUCUGCACUCGUUUUAUGGUAUAAUAAAACACUGAAAGAAGCGAUUGAAGAACCAAGAUUAUACCAUCAGCUGAUCCCUAUGCAGGUCGAUUACGAAUACGGAGUGCUUAAGCCUGUUGUUGAAAAACUUAAAAAUGUUGGCCACAAAGUGAGAAGAAUGAUGAAAAAAGAUAAAUCAGCUGUAACAGGAAUUUUCAAGACACCUGAAGGAAUAAUAACGGCAAUGUCUGAUUUUAGACAACAAGGGAACAUAUCUGGAUAUUGACUAUAUAGAUUUAAUUUUAGUUAAUUUCUUGUGUACAUUUUCUAUUUUAGAUACUUUGAUUGUAUUUUAAAAUCUAAAUAUUUCAAUAAUCAAAAAAAGUAUUUUCAAUAAUAAAUAUUCACUUAAAA